This is a messenger RNA of Rhea pennata, 1692 nucleotides long. RefSeq names its product complement C8 beta chain (gene C8B). Lineage: Eukaryota; Metazoa; Chordata; Aves; Rheiformes; Rheidae. Gene Ontology annotation, cellular component: membrane attack complex. Gene Ontology annotation, biological process: complement activation. The transcript has 12 exons. The record is from RefSeq and is a predicted model, not a curated record. The coding region runs from base 1 to 1692 and encodes 563 amino acids. Gene Ontology annotation, molecular function: protein binding.
AUGUUCAGUAACGUCAGUGGUGAAAAGGAGUCCCUUAAACUCAGUGACACCAACACGAGUCUGGCCAAAGGCAGGUCGGCCCGAUCCUUGAGCAAUCUGCCGCAGCCCAUCGACUGUGUGCUCUCCAGCUGGUCGUCGUGGAGCAAGUGCGAUCCCUGUCAAAAGAAAAGGUACAGGUUUGCCCGCCUGGAACAACCUUCUCAGUUCAGUGGAGAUCCAUGUGAUCAUUCUGAUAAAGAAACUGAAGACUGUGUUACAAAUAGUCCUUGCAGAAAUAGAGUUAGAUGUGAAGGGUUUGUAUGUGCAAUCACAGGAAGAUGCAUUACACGGAGGCUGCUUUGUAACGGGGAUGAUGACUGUGGGGACCAGUCAGAUGAAAAAAACUGCAAAAAAGUAUUUAAAAAAUGUGACCAGAAGACAGAACAAUACUGGGGAAUAGAGAAUCUGGCAAAAGGGUUGAAUAUUUUCACAAAUGACUUUGAAGGAUCAGUUCUUGAUCACAGGUACUAUGCUGGGGGAUGUUCUUCCCAUUAUAUUGCAGACACAAGAUUUAGAAAGCCAUACAAUGUAGAAAGAUAUACCCCAGAGACCAAAGGCAAAUAUGAAUUUUCACUGACUGAAUAUGACUCCUACUCAAAUUAUGAAAGUAAUGUCCUGAAGGCAAAAGCUUCACAGUCUAGCUUCAGCUUUGGUAUAAAUCUACGUUUGUUUGAACUUGGUUACAGUUCUAACGACAGGAGGUUCAAGAAGUUCUUUCAAAGGAUGAAAAGAUUUUCUUCAACUUCCAGCAAAUUUAUUCAUGCCCGUUCUGAGCUGGAUGUUGCCAUUUAUAAACUGAAGCCCCAGGGCCUGAUGCUGCAUUAUGAAUUCAUGCAGCGGCUCCAUCAACUACCCUCAGAGUACAGCUACGGCGAGUACAGAGAGCUCUACAGGGACUACGGCACCCACUACAUCACUGAGGCUACUGUUGGUGGUAUCUACGAAUAUACUUUAGUCUUGAACAGCAACGAGCUCCAAAAGACAGGUUAUUCUCUGAGUGAUGUCCAGAAAUGUGCACAGAAUGGCUUUAACAUUGGUGCAACUAUCAAAGGCAUCUCUUUGGGUCUGGGAGUGACUGAUGGUACCUGUAAAUCCGUUUUAAAAGAAAUUGGAGACAGCACCUUCAAAAAACGGUAUGUGGAGGACUUCAUCGCCCUUGUUCGGGGAGGAGCGAGUGAACACAUCACCACGUUGGCUUACAAAGACCUGCCGACUGCUGCGCUAAUGCAGGAAUGGGGAGAUGCUGUACAGUACAACCCUGAAAUCAUAAAGCUAAAGGCACAGCCACUGUAUCAGCUGGUGACUCCAACUGACUUUGCUAAUGCAAUGGCAAUAAAAGAAAAUAUGCAACGUGCUCUUGAGGAGUUUGAGCUGGAGAGCAGUUCCUGCCGCUGUGCUCCAUGUCGUGGCAAUGGAAUCCCCAUUUUGAAAGGAACUGAGUGCGAAUGUUUAUGUCCCCUUGGCUACAGUGGCACUGCUUGCGAGAUCACCAAGAGGGAAGAUGCUGCUGUUAAUGGGAACUGGGGCUGCUGGACUAGGUGGUCUGCAUGCUCAGGAGGUCAGCGAUCGAGAAGACGACAGUGCAACAACCCUGCACCACAAAAUGGUGGUUCGUCAUGCUCAGGGCCAGAUGUUGAGACACUUACUUGCUAG